AUGGAAACUCUUAUCGAGAAAGUAAGGCAAGAAGCUGCGCAAGUUGACGAGGCAGGAAGGAAGAAGCUGCUGAAUCAGCUACGGGACCUUCAGUAUGAGGUUGAGAAGCCGGAGGAUACUAUGCAGAGAAUAAUUCACCUACAUCUCGUUCUCGCCACGAUCCGCAUGGCCCUAGAUCUCGACAUCUUCUCCCUCCUCACCUCCGUGGCACACCCCCUGACACUUGCACAGCUGUGCGAAAGCACGAAAACUGAUGAUAUCCUUCUUGGCCGCGUUCUACGACUCCUCUCAUCCUUGGGCUACAUCAAAGAGACAUUAGCGAACACCUUCGCAGCGACACCUCUCUGCCACACUUUGUCUGUGCCUGAAAUCCGCGCUGGCGUCUAUCGCAACUACGAUGUCUUCGGCCCAGUAUACCAGGAGCUCCCGUUCUUCCUUAAGAGGAACGGAUACCAGAACGUGACGAGCCUCACCGACGGUAUAUUCCAAGCAGCUUGGAAAACCAAGGAUCCAUUGUUCACCUGGCUACACAAGCAUCCGCGAGAAACCGUAAACUUCAACCUCUUUAUGAAAGCUCAGCGGUCAUCGACCCCGAAUUGUUUUGAGUUCUACCCCAUCGAGGAGGAAUGCAGGGACUGGCCUGCUGAUCGCGCGGUUUUCGUCGAUGUCGGUGGUGGCGCAGGACACCAGUGCAACAAUUUCCGGUCCAAAUUCCCGCAGCUCCCUGGAAAGGUCCACGAUUUCGUUACCCCUCAGCCAGUCGAAGGUGCUAAAUACUAUUACCUUCGGGCAAUCCUCCAUGACCACUCCGAGGAAUCGGUGAAGAUCUUGAAGAAUCUGGUGCCGGUCAUGGGACCCGAGAGCGUUAUCCUGCUGGAUGAGAUGGCCCUGCCAAAUGAAAACAUUGAUUGGUUUGCGACGCAGACGGAUAUCACAAUGAUGUGUGGCUUUGGAAGUAUGGAAAGGACCGUUGAACAGUGGGGGAACUUGCUGAAGAGGGUAGGGCUGAGGAUUGAGAAAUUGGUGACGUAUACUUGGAGCUUCCGGUUGAGCAUAAUCAAGGUUGUAAAGAAGUGAAAGCUAGCGGGAGUUGUGGGGCGGGAAGGUUCAAGAAAACGGCAAAAGACAGAAGAAAACUUCCGACUCGCCCUCCCCCCAGAUGCGGGUUCAAAGUGAUGCUUGAUGAUGACAACCUAUCAGCUCUGAUUGAGAUAAGACUGGAUAUCAAUUUGUGAACGUCAGGCUGUGUGGAGCCUGUCACGAGGCACUUCGGAGUCCGAAUGGGGUCGCAGCUCACCAAAGUUCAAGGUGCGGAAAUCUGCCCACGAUCGAACGCGUUUUGUGGAGAGUCUGGCUCUCCUUCGUCAGCGCCAUGGAGCGCCACAAUUGCCAGCUUUGGGAGGGAAACCUUCCGAAGCGAAGCGAGUUAAUCUCCUUUUUGAUUUUGGGAAACUAGAUGCAGGAGUUCAG
This is a messenger RNA of Lindgomyces ingoldianus, 1470 nucleotides long. RefSeq names its product o-methyltransferas-like protein. The record is from RefSeq and is a predicted model, not a curated record. The transcript is spliced from 3 exons. The coding region runs from base 1 to 1077 and encodes 358 amino acids. Gene Ontology annotation, molecular function: O-methyltransferase activity. Lineage: Eukaryota; Fungi; Ascomycota; Dothideomycetes; Pleosporales; Lindgomycetaceae.